Messenger RNA from Hipposideros armiger (great roundleaf bat), 3685 nucleotides. It is a transcript of the gene ZNF367, whose product is annotated as zinc finger protein 367. Gene Ontology annotation, molecular function: RNA polymerase II cis-regulatory region sequence-specific DNA binding; DNA-binding transcription factor activity, RNA polymerase II-specific. The coding region runs from base 376 to 1404 and encodes 342 amino acids. NCBI's taxonomy places the organism in Eukaryota, Metazoa, Chordata, Mammalia, Chiroptera, Hipposideridae. The record is from RefSeq and is a predicted model, not a curated record. Gene Ontology annotation, biological process: regulation of transcription by RNA polymerase II. The transcript has 5 exons.
GAAAAGCCGAGCAGGGACCCCGGUGGCAGGUUGUUACUUUCAGGGGUUCAGCGCCGUGAGUCCUGUUUUUCUGUCAUCGCAAGGCAGGCCACUCGCUACUUCCCGCCGCUGCAGCCUGCGUUGGGGAGUACAAGGAGCGGAGGGCGGGCUUGACCAGAGGUUGGGGUCCGGCCCUGGAUGCCCGGUGCCCGCCAAGCUACUCCGCUUCUUCACUGGCGGCCGCGCAGGAAGAUUCCGGGAAACGUCCGCCUGCCAUGAGCCCGCGGGACUGAAAGCCAGCGACUCGGAGCAGCGCGGGCGAGUGGAGCGAAGGGCCAGACCCGGGCUCAGGGACUACUGCCCGCAGCCGCCCGAGCUGCGGAUCGGGGCUGGGCGAUGAUCCGGGGCGUGGAGGCGCCGAUGGCGGACAACCCGCCGCAGCCGCCGCCCGUCAUCUUCUGUCACGACUCCCCGAAGCGGGUGCUGGUGUCGGUCAUCAGGACGACCCCGAUCAAGCCCACGUGCGGCGGCGGAGGGGAGCCGGAGCCGCCGCCGCCGCUCAUCCCCACUAGUCCCGGCUUCAGCGACUUCAUGGUAUACCCGUGGCGCUGGGGCGAGAACGCGCACAAUGUGACGCUCAGCCCGGGGGUUGCGGGGGGCGCCGCCUCGGCUGCUUUGCCUGCCGCUGCCUCCCAGCACCCGGGGCUUCGGGGCCGGGGCGCGCCGCCGCCCGCCGCCUCUGGAGGUGAGGACGAGGAGGAAGCGAGCAGCCCGGACAGCGGCCACCUCAAGGAUGGAAUCCGACGUGGUAGACCCAGAGCAGACACCGUACGGGAUUUAAUAAAUGAAGGAGAGCAUUCGUCCAGCAGAAUUCGUUGUAACAUCUGUAAUAGGGUGUUUCCACGGGAGAAAUCGCUGCAGGCUCACAAAAGGACUCAUACAGGUGAGAGACCCUACCUAUGUGACUAUCCAGACUGUGGAAAAGCCUUUGUUCAAAGUGGACAGCUUAAAACACAUCAGCGCCUUCACACCGGAGAGAAACCUUUUGUUUGUUCAGAAAAUGGCUGCCUUAGCAGAUUCACCCAUGCGAACCGCCACUGCCCGAAGCACCCUUAUGCCAGGCUGAAGCGGGAGGAGCCCACCGACGCCCUCAGUAAGCACCACGCCGUGGACAACCAGGCUGCUGCUGAGUGGUUGGCAAAGUAUUGGGAAACAAGAGAGCAGCGCACCCCCACCUUGAAAGGAAAGCUCGUUCAGAAGGCUGAUCAGGAACAGCAGGACCCUCUAGAAUACCUUCAGUCUGACGAGGAGGACGACGAGAAGAGUGGUGCCCAGCGCCGCCUCCAGGAGCAGCGGGAGCGCUUGCAUGGAGCCCUCGCGCUCAUAGAGCUGGCCAAUCUGACGGGGGCGCCACUGCGCCAGUAGCUGCACACGGACCUCUCCCACUGUACAAAAGUAUUGCCCGGCGUACUUCUAAAGUAGAUCCUUGGGCAUAAGCUAAGCACCUUACUUGCUUGUUAUAGGCUGCUAUUCUGUAGAAAUUUUUGAAGAAUGUCAUUGCCCCAGAAUACGGGGCGAGAGAGAAUUGCACUUUUUUUAUAUGGUAAUGGAUUGUUGUAAAGUUUAAAAUAUUUUGUAAAUAUGGGAUUUAUAGUACAGGGUAGGAAACUACAUAUUGUGGGAAGCUAGAUUUUGCAAGUUUAAUGCAUUCAUUGGAAGCAGUUCUCACAGGAAGCACUUUCUGAAUAAGACACUCAUGAAAAAACAGAAACAUGUAGCCAAAGAAGGUUGAAAUAGAUUAUUUAUAAGAUCAUUUUUUAACAAUGUAUGUUAGUAUGUUCAAUAAUACUGUAAACACUGAAGCAAACAAAAAAGUAUAAGAUAUAUGUGUAAGCUAUAUAUUUUUAAAUUGCAAAAUAGUGUGACUAACAAGACUAGAGAAAUGGAAAACUGACUUUUGGAAGAUGUUCUAAGUUUUGGAAGAAAAGAUAUUUGAGGAUCUUGGUAAGAUGCACGAUAGUUUAAAAUUUUCAAAAUUGGAGUAAAAUCAGUCUUAUUCUAUCUUUCCAAGGCUUUACAAUUUACUAUGGUGUUCAGGUUUGAAAAGCACUUGUCAUUCCUCACUUGUUAAUUUGGGAACUUUUGCACAUUUCAUAUUUCUCAUUUGCUGAUAUUGAAUGAUUAAUCUUGCAAAGUCUGGUAGCCUGGUAAUUUUUUUUUUAAUAUUUUGGGCCCUGUAUGGAGAUUUGGCACUUGGAUUUUUAUUGAUAAAAGGGCAUCUACAGGGUUGUUUUGUAGUAAACUGUUUUAGAUCUUUUGUUAGCAAACACUAAAUUUUAAUUGUACUGCUUGUUUAGAAUUAUUAGCAAAUGGAAGCCUCCUAUUUAUAUUUUCAGUGCAUAAAGCCACCUUCUUGCUUUUCAGAAUAACAUGCCAAGCUAUUUUGUGCUCACUAAAUGUAGCUAUCGGUUAAACACUGCAGAAAAUAUUAGCUACUCAAAUAAGUAGGCUUCUGGGAUAGUUUUAACUGCAAGUGUGUUAACUUGUGUGGUGGUUUUAAACCAUUUUUCCAAAUAGAUGAAAUUCUUAAACAUCACUUGAUGUACUGAAGCAUGAACAGAAAAAUCUAGAGCAGAGCAGUUCACCUCCUUUAAGUAGGCAUAAACCUCCAUCAUUUUAGCUUUUUUUUAAGCACAAACUAAAAACAUGCAUAGCAUGCUAAUUUUAUAGAUUGCUUAAUUGGAGUAAACCUUGGAAUAACAGGGAAAUACUGGCUCUUCAGCGCCUUUUAAAAAAAGUAGUAGCCUACAGAUGUAGUUUAAACAUUAUCUAAAAUGUAGGCUUCUUUCUCCCGGAAUCCCCAUGUGUUGCAGUACACAGAUAGUUUCACAUAAGUAGCCAUGACGAAAGGGAGGGAUGUAAAUGUCUUGAAAAGGAGCGAAAGUAUGAAAGAUGAUAGUAACAAAUGAUGUGUUUGAUGAGGACAUACCUUACAAAUGUAAUCCUCUGUGUAGUAAAUGACAAAUUUUGAAGGAAUUUUUUUGUAAUAAGAAAAUUUAUAUUUGUAAUGGUCUAAGAACUUUGUUUGUAAUCUGAUAUAUAGAACUUUAACUUGGAGCACUUAUAAGGACAGUAAGAGAGACUAUAGCAUUGAAUUUUCUUGGUAUAGGUUUCAAUAUUUUCUCUAGAAGUUUUCCCCUCGAAUAUGACUUAAAUGAACUAUAAAAAGCAACAGUCAACAGUCUUGGGAAAUUUAAAAUUUGAUGAGAUUACAUAAGGAAGGGCAGUAAAAAUUUUAAAAAAUACAAAUCCUUGCCAAUUCAAAGAUAAUAAAAUUUAAGGCCUUCAAAAGUAAGGGUUUUUAUUUCUCUGGUCAGCUUUUGUCAGCUAUAAUAGUUAUAUUCACAAGCAUUUUUUAUUUGUAUGAUUGAAAGUUUUAAGAAAUUAUUACAACUAUUUACUAUAGAAAUAUUUAAAAUGUUCUUUUUUUGGUAUAAGCUAUAUACUUGGACAAAAUACAUUGGCAUUUAAAAUUUGAGGUGUGUUAAGACUGCUUUUUGUUUUAAAAAUGUGGUUUACAUUCAAAAUUUUGAAGUGUUUUAUGCUUCUAUGGCUAAGUUGUAUGUAGAUUGGCAGAGUUAACAGCAUAAGAAUAAACAUGCUGUAAUUUUAAAAGAUGCUUUGAAUAAAAUUUUAUUUUAAUUUA